Messenger RNA from Scylla paramamosain (green mud crab), 2702 nucleotides. Its product is annotated as ATP-binding cassette sub-family B member 10, mitochondrial-like. Gene Ontology annotation, cellular component: mitochondrial inner membrane. The record is from RefSeq and is a predicted model, not a curated record. The transcript has 14 exons. The coding region runs from base 163 to 2247 and encodes 694 amino acids. Lineage: Eukaryota; Metazoa; Arthropoda; Malacostraca; Decapoda; Portunidae. Gene Ontology annotation, biological process: oligopeptide export from mitochondrion. Gene Ontology annotation, molecular function: ABC-type oligopeptide transporter activity; ATP binding; ATP hydrolysis activity.
GCUGCUGCUACUGGCGGUGUCCGGCUGUGAAGGUGUGCUGUGCUGGUGCUGUCUGCUGACCCCACUCUUGCCAGCCAGCCACCAUGUACUGCAGCACGUUACUGUCACCUGACGCGUGGAAGUGUGAGAAUAAGUUAUAAGGUGUGAAGGAGCAUUCUGGGAAUGAUGGCAGGUGUGGCAGUGAGCUUGGCAGCAGGUGUGUGGUGUCGUGGUGCCCUGGACCCCACGCUUCUGUUGGCGCUGCGACACAGUUGGCCUGGGACUUGCCUGAGGCUGGGCAACAGGAGGGGCCUGGCAGGGGGGCUGUGGGUGCCAGACACUCCUCAUCACAGGGACAGAGCCUUCCUCCAGCCACCAGUCAUUUAUGUUGCAGAGUGUCGCCGAGGCCAGCAUGGGGCCAGGCCGGCAGACACAACCUCACUGCCACCCACUACCAAGCUGGCCAAGAGAACAGCGGCAGCAACGACACCCAAGCUGCAGCCACCAUCCAUGUCUGAAAUUAGGAGACUCUUUGCCCUUGCCAAGCCUGAGCGUUGGACCCUUGCAUAUGCCAUUGGGCUCCUCUCAGUAUCCAGCACCAUCACCAUGUCUGUGCCCUUCGCCCUGGGACACGUCAUUGACCUCAUCUACACAGCCGAUGGGGGCCAGGCCAUGAGUGGCGGUCUGCAGCGCGUGUGUCUGGCCCUUACUGGUGUCUUCCUCACAGGGGCAGCAGCAAACUUUGGCAGGGUGUACCUCAUGAAUGUGGCAGGGCAGCGCAUCACCAAGUCCCUGCGAGUGUCUGUCUUCUCAUCCAUCAUGCACCAGGAGACAGCCUUCUUUGACCACACCAAGACAGGCGAGCUGGUCAACAGACUCUCGGCCGACACUGCGCUUGUCUCCCAGGCCGUCACUGCCAACAUCUCGGAUGGCCUGCGCUCCACCGUCAUGGCCCUGGCUGGUGUGGGCAUGAUGUUCUACAUGUCCCCUGAGCUGGCCAUGGUGGGGCUGUCCAUUGUUCCUCCUGUGGCCCUGUCAGCUGUGUUCUAUGGUCGAUAUGUCAAAAAUAUUACCAGGAAGGUGCAGGACACCUUGGCUGCAGCAACCCAGGUGGCCGAGGAGCGUAUUGGCAACGUGCGGACAGUGCGAGCAUUUGGCAGCGAGGCGAGAGAAGUGGAGAGGUAUCGGGCAAGGGCAGAGGAGGUGUUGCAGAUGACCUAUCGCGAGUCCUUUGCCCGAGGAGUCUUCUUUGGCCUGACUGGGCUCAGUGGCAAUGUAAUCAUCCUGUCUGUGCUGUACUAUGGUGGUGGGCUGGUGACGGACUCAGCCCUCACAGUGGGCCAGCUGUCAUCAUUUCUGCUGUAUGCUGCAUACAUCGGCAUCGCGCUGGGAGGCCUGUCGAGCUUCUACUCUGAGAUGAACCGUGGCCUUGGAGCAUCCACCAGGCUAUUCCAGCUGAUGGACAGAAAACCAGAAAUGCCGACAUCUGGAGGCAUCCAGCUCCCUCCUGAGGCCUUCCGCGGUGAGGUCAACUUCUCAAGCGUGGAUUUUGCUUACCCGACACGACCUGACAUGGCCAUCUUCAAGGGGCUUGACCUCAAUGUGCCAGCAGGCAACGUGGUGGCAGUGGUGGGCUCCAGUGGGUCAGGCAAGAGCACUAUUGGGUCACUGCUGUUGCGUUUGUAUGACCCUCAGGCUGGAGAGGUCACUGUGGAUGGUGUGCCACUGACCCAACUUGAUCCAACAUGGCUGAGGUCAAUGAUCGGUUCUGUCAGCCAGGAGCCAGUUUUGUUCUCCACAACUAUCCGAGAAAACCUGCUGUAUGGAGUGGAGGAGACUGAGGCAGUGACGGAGGAGGUCCUUCUGGCAGCAGUAAAGGAGGCCAAUGCUCUGGGCUUUGUGCAGUCCUUCCCGGCUGGCCUGGACACGCUGGUAGGGGAGCGCGGCAUCAUGCUCUCCGGCGGGCAGAAGCAGCGCAUUGCCAUUGCCCGUGCCCUCAUCACCAACCCACGCAUCCUCCUCCUUGACGAGGCCACCAGUGCCCUGGACGCAGAGAGUGAGAAUCUGGUGCAGGCAGCACUGGAGAGACUCAUGGAAGGCCGCACUGUCAUUAUCAUUGCCCACCGACUCUCCACCAUCAAGAAUGCCAACCAGAUAGCAGUGUUAGACAAUGGGGUGGUGGUGGAGCUGGGGUCCUAUUCCCAACUCAUGGCUCUCACAGAUGGAAUGUUCCGCAAGUUGGUGGAGUGGCAGACUAUCACCAGCUGAGCCUGCCACAUGCCAGCCCUUUUAUUCUCAGCAGUGGUAACAAGAUGUGCCGGUGCCCCAUCAUGUGUAGAGGAAGGCAUGAGGCUUGGCAUGGGGUGUAGUGUGGGGAUGUAGCCCCAUAGAAACAUGUACAAUUUGGAGUGUAUUUACCCAGCCGUUGAGUAGCACACGGCAGGUGAGGAGGCUCCAUGUGUGUCCCAUGUCCCGUGUGCCUGUGCUUGGAUUGGAAUGAGUGAUUUAGUGACAGCUGCUGAGGCAAGUGUGUGACAGAUGUUUAGUUUUGCUGUUUGUGUGUGAGGAGACAAAAGACCUUGCAAUGAGGGGUUAGGUAAUGACAUGACACCUCUACUUCAGGACUGAAUGGCACAAAACUAUCAAAACUUCAGGCACUUCAAGCUAAUUCAGUACAUGUUGUGUAUAAAAGUUAGCAGUUAGUAUAAUAAAUUAGAUUUUAU